CCCCCUCCCCUUCAAAGCAAAUACGCGAAAGCGUCAGCACUACGCUCGUUCGGGACACGUGUCCUUUGACGAACGCAGCUUUAAACUUACCACCUUAGCCGUGGAAAGCUUUGGUCACCUUGGAGAGGAGGGUUACGAGUUCAUCGAUUAACUUGCGACACAUGCCGUGGGAGGAAGGGACGGAGGAACGAUGGCUCUGAAAGGAGUCUUCAAGGAACGACUUCUUCAGAUCGUUUCGGUGGCUACACAGGUGGCCAUAUCUCGGCGAGUGCAGAGGUACAAGCUCGCAUUGCGCGGGCGUCAAGACGCCGAAAACAGGCGAACAAGAUCGACCUCGGACCAGUCAACGCCAAUGAUAUGGGGAUGGAGUGUAGACGCAUCGUAGAACGCGUUUUCGUUUGAAGUUGGCGUCUUGUUUGAGAGUAGAUGUGACAGAUUUGCGUAGAAUAGGGUAAGAUGUUAUCAUGAACGGAGAUGAAAGGGCUUUUCCAACACGGAGAUGUAGCAUGGAUCAAAGCAUUAGUUGGAUUUCAGCUUUUACAAGAGGACAUCAACGCUGUAGUAUUUUAGCAAGCUUACGAACGCAUAUAGGAUACCAUGAGGAUUGUCAUUGGUUUUCUUUCAAGUCGAAGAGGAGAUAUUUUUACGAUGUAAGUGACAGUAGAAAUAAGUCCUGCAUAUGUUGUUCUACUUCGUAUUGGUUUAAUAUUCAUGUAGAGUAUAAGACAUUAAGUGAAAGUUUUCUGAGGUGGUCAAGCUGGGUGGGCAGCUGGAGGAGGUGCGCAUGCCGGGGGUUGGCCCGGCAGUGGAAUUGGAUACUAUUUUGAGACAAGGACGGGGAUUGAACCAAACCGAUUUCUUGCAGAGAGAGAGGGGAAGAAGCCCCAUUUGUGGUACGGCGUACACCAGCAGUAGGUGACGAGAGGAGUGCAGCAGCAGAGCAGCCGCCACAACCAUGUCCUUGCAGGGCAUAGCCAGUACCAGCAGUAGGAGCAGCUGGUGCCCAACAAACGCCCACGCCCUCCCGCUGCUCCCCCUCCCGAGCAGCAGCAGCACCGUAACUACUGUUGCUGCAGCACGUCCUUUCGACUACGGCAGGAAUGCCGUCUGGCCUCAGUCCCGAACCCCUGUCCCAUAGGGGUCACCUGUUCCCACGUGCAACAGUUGUGAACUCCUUGGGCACGUCGCUAUCAUCUGCAUGGCGCCAGCUCGCUAUUACAGAGAAUGAAGCUGCUGUGGAGAGAAAGGUCAUGUACAUCAUCAGUAUUGCAAGUUC
Ectocarpus sp. CCAP 1310/34 is the source of this 1276-nucleotide messenger RNA. The record is from the annotation of a GenBank genome assembly. Lineage: Eukaryota; Phaeophyceae; Ectocarpales; Ectocarpaceae.